AUGGCUCAGAAAGUUGCGGUGGCCUCAAACCGCGUCCGACUUUUAACGACUUACGCACGGGGUUAUUUCCCAGCCGCUAAAUACUUCCAAGUUCGCUGUAGACUUGAACUCAACCGUGGCGCGACCGCAGCGCCCAAGCCAUUCCCAGUGCGACCACGGCAUUUCCAAGGUACAAAAAAAAGUGAAACUCAUCCCUACAUUUGAAGUUUGUACAUUCCGUAGAUGCUUGAUUUUGAAGUCGUUUUGAGCCAUUCCAAGUGCGGCCACAUUCAAGCCGUCUUUCAACUUCCUAUUCAUUUCAGAACUGGAUUGAGCCUCGACUUUCAUGGAAUCCGGCCGAUUUCGGUCACAUCGAGUGGUUUUACGCAAAUGAAGACAUUCUCUGGACUCCGCCUUUAGUUGCCUACGGAGCGUAAGAGAAAAUUAGGAAAAUUUAUCCUUUAAGAAAUUUUCAGACAUCAGAUGCAGGACUUCCGGGAGAACAGCCAAAAAAUCGCCAUGGUAAAUAAUCAAUGGAGCGCAGUAGCUCAGAGCCUUUCUUACCUUUUCAUUUUCCUAACUAAUCAAUUUUUUGAAGGUAAACUACGACGGGAGCAUCUCAUCCUACAUACCGCUGAAAUUUUCGACAGUUUGUGCCAUGGAUGUCGGAUUAUUCCCAUUCGACAUUCAACAUUGUAAAGUUCGGCUGGAAAGUCCCUAUUUCUAUUGGUAUGAGAUCGAGUUGAAGACGGGAAUCUUCUCCGGAAUCGACAGCAGUCUUUUGCCGGUUUUGGUGAGUUUUUCCCAUUGGAAUGGCUUGGCAAAAAGUCCAAUUUCAGGGCAACUCCGAAUGGGUCGUAGUAAAUCUGAGCACUACAGUUGAGCUUCAAGCUUUCGCUGAGAGGGACGGGGCUUCGGAAAUAGUCCUAUCUUCCCUUUUUCUUUACAAUGCAAACAUUUUUCAGGCAAUUUUCGCAGUGGCCAUGAGCCGAAAUUCCGGUUUCUACGUUUACAUGUUCAUCGUUCCGGCUUACAUUAUCAAUGGCGUAUCAUUGUGUGGGAUUUUCCUAACUGAUGCUGAUAGAAUGUCGAGGGUGGGUUUGGCUUAUGGUAGCACGUAGAAUGGCUCAACCGACUCAAAACGACUUGCGCUAUGGGGUGUAGAAAAUCCUUGCGACAUGUUAGACUUCUCUAGUCGCCAAUUAGACUUUUUCAGUCAACUACAAAUUUUCAACGUUUAAUUUCUCAUGUUUCACAGAGACGGGGGUUCUCUUCUUUUACUGUAUCAUUACUAACUUAUUUUUUUCUUUGCGGAUGAAAUAUAUUUUUAUCAUCAUUAAUGACCUCCUCUCCACCUCAACUUUGAAAAAAGUGACAUCUUUGAAUUUUCUUUCCUUGGCAACCCUCUCAUGUUUACCUGCUACUUCCAUAUUAUUCUGACCUAACCUGUGAGAGAAAAGAGGCCGCAGACAGGCCAGACUGUUACGCGUAUGGCGGAGAACUACAGUACACUUCGAUUCUUGAGCCAUAACCCCGAUGCAGUCCGCAGUUUUUUUAAGGAGUUUUUUUUAGCUCACCGUUGGGCUGACCACAAUUAUGACUCUCACACUUAUCCAAGGAAUGAUUGCUGACAAAAUUCCGAAGACUCAGCGGAUUCCACUUUUGGGUAAGUCAAAAAGAAUUUUUUUUUCCAGUUAUCAAGAAAAUACCAUCGUUCCUUCAGUACCAAGGGAAAAAUCAUUGGUUCCUUGUUCGUACUUAAUCUACAUCCCUGAUGUUGAUGUCUGUGAACAAACUAAUAUUGAGAAAUAAAUUAAAAAUCUCCCAAUUCGAUUCCAGGACUCUACAUCCUCGUCAACUUGGCCAUUACUCUAUUCGCAGUCCUCGUCGCCACAUUCACUCCAACUGUCGCAAGAUAUAUCAAGCUUUUCAUCCUGUCCAAGGGCAAAAAGUAAGAUCAUCCCAAUACAAAACCUUUCAAAAAAACUUUCAGACCCAACAAGUUUUUCCAAUUCUGGCUACGAGAAGCCGUCUUUCUCCGCCUUUUCCUUCUCAUUAUGGAAACUGUAAAUUCGGUCAACUUUUUCAUCUUCAUGCAGUAUAAUCGGUCACAUCAAUUGUAA
Molecule: messenger RNA, 2102 nt
Organism: Caenorhabditis auriculariae
Lineage: Eukaryota; Metazoa; Nematoda; Chromadorea; Rhabditida; Rhabditidae
Source: the annotation of a GenBank genome assembly